Aspergillus nomiae NRRL 13137 is the source of this 579-nucleotide messenger RNA. RefSeq lists its product as uncharacterized. The record is from RefSeq and is a predicted model, not a curated record. The annotation marks the transcript as partial. Lineage: Eukaryota; Fungi; Ascomycota; Eurotiomycetes; Eurotiales; Aspergillaceae. The transcript has 3 exons.
UACAAAAAAGCUAAGAAAGUGGCCCCAACUCAAGCCUCCCAACCAACCACAUCAACGCAGUCUUGGCUCUCCACGUCCCGUGUCCGCGGACCAUUUAUCGUUAUCGACCGACCAAGAACACCUCUCUCACUUUCUCCAACCCAACUCCGCACCAACAACACACCAACACCACCGUCCAAAAUGUUCCUCUUCGGCCUCGGACGCCUCGUCUACGUCGCCGUCCUAAUAACAAACGCAAUCGCAAUCCUAAGCGAAGACCGCUUCCUCGCCAGAAUCGGAUGGGGUCGCAGUCAAGCCGACCCUGCCUUCGGCACAUCACACGAUAGUACCAGCGUCAAGGCGAAAACGGUCGAUCUGAUCGCUAGUGUGCGGACUGUUAUGCGAAUACCCCUUAUCGUGAUAAAUACUAUAAUCAUCAUAUAUUCGAUUAUUCUCGGUUGAGCGAUCGUGUUGCUUUGUUUUGGUUCCUGCGGAGUUUUUUCUUUGAUUGAGUCUAUCGACCGGACUUCCUGCCAGCUGGAAAUGCAUUGCUUUGUUGCAACGCCCCAUAUCUUCGAACCUAUCUGAAUAACAAGUGAG